AACGACGAACGCGAGGUAGUCUUUGUCCGUCCGCGCGUCAAGCCGGCAGGGAUCUUCGGGCGUCCAACUUCCGUUGGCUUUCUCGCGGCUUGGCCGAUUGAUCGGAGAUCUCGCGAUGCUGCUCUUCGUCGUGUGCCUCCUGCCUCUAGUGGCGAGUCUGCCGCUCGAUGGAGUCGCGGACAAAUACAUUCUGGACAUCGACAACGGCACCUUGAAGAAUGUCAGAUUCGCCGGUGAUUCCGUUGGGGAACUGAAUCUAUCGAAUGCGGGCAUCCGUGAGCUGGACAAGAACGCCUUCGACAACGUGCUCAGCGUGGAGUCGCUCGUGCUGUCCGACAACUCGCUCACCUCGCUGCCGGACUUUGCAUUCUCGAAUCUGACGGGGCUGAAGAGCCUGUCACUCGCCAACAAUCAGAUAUCGAGGGUGCGGAACCUGUUCAUCGGUCUAGAGAAUCUGGAGCGAUUCAACAUAUCCGGCAAUCCUAUCCAUCAUUUCUUCAGAGGCGAUCUGUUCGGUCUGACCAAGUCCACCCGGAUCUUCACCGACGCGAAUAUCCUGUGGAGCAUCAGCACGGGUGCGUUCGCCAAUUCCUUGCUCAAGAAUGCUGAACAGGUGACGCAACACGCGGCGCCAUACGAGAAUCAAGAGGUUGCCAAGAAGAAGCAAGAGAAAAAUGAAGAGACAGUCAUGAACGACGGGAACGAAGAGAGGACUCGCGAAACUGUCGACACUACGCAGAAAACUCACGCGAAGCUCUGCAUGUCCAACGGUAUCGUGACGUCAUUGGCGAACUUGCAGGAGAACGAGGAGCUCGUUGACGGAUGCGUGCAAGUCAACAUUCGGCAAUCGACCAAAACGGUGGAUCUGCACCAGCGUGAAAUCCGAGGUUUUCAAUCAGGCUGGUAUCAGUUGACACUGUCAGAUGUUGCGUCGCUGGAUUUGUCGAACAACGAAAUCGCCGAGAUCUCGGAAGAGAUAUUAAACGAUCUACCGGAGAAUGUGAAGUUGGUGAUACUCACGGAAAACAAGAUCCGUAGGAUCCCCAGCCAAGUGAUCAGGAAGGUACAUCCGUUUGAGCUCAUACUCAACAACAAUCCGAUUGAGGUGAUCGAGGAGAACGCGUUUGCCGACACGAAACUGACCGAGCUGUACCUCAAUUCUAGUCAGCUGGACAAUCUGGACUUCAUCGCCAGCCUGCCGGACACUCUGACGGUGCUCGUCGUGACGAAAACCCGCGUAAGCACCAUUCCCAACGGCGCGUUUGCCAAGUUCGACAAAUUGCUCUAUCUGGAGCUAACGAAUAAUCACAUCGAGGUCUUGCAAAACGGCGUCUUCCGGGGCUUAAAAUCGCUGGAUACACUAACGUUGACGGAGAACGGUCUCACGACGAUCGAGCCGGCCGCUUUCGAUGAUCUGCCGGCACUUCGUGUACUCAAUCUACAAAACAAUUCCAUCCACGAUCUGCGUAACGUCACCUUCGCCGGCUUGACGGCUCUGCAGGAGCUGGUGCUCUCCCAUAACAAGAUCGCACGACCUACGUUCACUGAUCUGCCCGACAGCCUGGACAAUCUGAAUCUUAUGUACAACGAGAUCGAGGUCCUCGAGCGGGGCGAUUUCGUCCGGGCACCCACGUCCACCUUGUUCCUGGAGAAUAAUAAAAUCUCCCGCAUAUCACGCGGCGCAUUCGACUUGCCCACCCUGAAACGUCUGCACUUGGUUAACAACAGUUUGACCACCAUUGACGGCGACAGCUACGAAGGCUUGGGCCAGCUGAGGAAUCUCUGGCUCUCGGCAAACCAGAUAUCCGAGAUCACUAAGGGCGCCUGCAAGAAUCUGGGUUCCCUUUACGUUCUGGACAUAUCCAGAAAUCCGUUUGAGAAACUGGAGAACGGUGCCCUUCACGGUCUCAACACCGACUUCGGUAGUAGUCUGUACGUCUACGAGAAUAAUCUCAAGGAGAUCCAAGGCGGCGUCUUCGACGAUGUUUGAAUCCUGGAUCCUUUGUUUACAAGGCUUUUGCAUGUAUAUAAUUGAUAAAUGAGAGUCCUUGGGAAAACGUUGAAAAUUGCCGCUUUCCAAUAUUUCUAGAGGAUAUAAUCUUGCUAAGAUUAAUAUGAGACGAUAUAAGAUGUAACAUACGAGAUAAGAUAAGUUGUGUAAGAUACACUAUCUAAACAAAUCUAAAUUAUUACGUGAGAUUAUAAUUGAGAACAUGAAAAGGAUGCGUUAAGUAAUCUGUUCUGAUGCAAGUAUUCAGUACUCGUCCCCGAUUGAAUAAAAUCGCUUAAUACGUACGUCCAUAUUUCAUAUGGAUAUAUGCAUAUUCUUACAUAUUAAUGCAUAUCCACGCCUUAACGUGUAUUUACUGCUAUUACUUAAAUUAGUCAUCUGUAAGAAUCGUGCACGUGCGUGCAUGUGAAACGAAAUAAAUAUUUAUCUCGAAUAUA
Messenger RNA from Ooceraea biroi (clonal raider ant), 2448 nucleotides. Its product is annotated as insulin-like growth factor-binding protein complex acid labile subunit. Gene Ontology annotation, molecular function: protein binding. Gene Ontology annotation, cellular component: extracellular matrix. The record is from RefSeq and is a predicted model, not a curated record. Lineage: Eukaryota; Metazoa; Arthropoda; Insecta; Hymenoptera; Formicidae.